This is a messenger RNA of Drosophila innubila, 5538 nucleotides long. RefSeq names its product mucin-5AC. NCBI's taxonomy places the organism in Eukaryota, Metazoa, Arthropoda, Insecta, Diptera, Drosophilidae. The transcript is spliced from 10 exons. The record is from RefSeq and is a predicted model, not a curated record. Bases 1 to 5058 code for a protein of 1685 amino acids.
AUGUUGAAGUCGCACUUUUUCCGUCCCAUGCCCUCCCAGCUGCUCUUCGAAGACUUCUCCAGCUGGCUGGCCAAACAACAGCCCGUUACCAAGAGAGUUCCCUAUACGGAGAGGACUACGGGUGAAAAGUCCUGCAAGCCAUUCGACAUAUUCUACAAGGACUUUGCCCGCUGGCUGACCGAUCACCAGCUGAUCAUUAUGGCCCAUCAGUUCUGGGAUCAGCUCACUCCCUGCCAGAUGUUCGACUACGUCAUCAGGUCCCUGCGUCCCUACGAACAGCCUCGAGGAACUGCGCUGCCUCGAGAUCACAUCGCUCUCGGCGGAUUCAAGAAAAAACAGUCAUACUUACCGCCAAUUUCAAAUCUUGCAUCCAGAGCGAUCAAAAAGCGAGGAACGUCUCGCAGCAUUGAAAGCAGUUUACCCUUAACUAAUUGUUGGCCUUCUUCUUUUUUGCUUUCAGAUGCAUCCAGUUAUUAUUUUCCCUCGCAAAAUCGAUUUGUACCCUCUUCCGGAUCGUUUCCCCGCCAACUGCAGCAGCCGCAGCAAACUUUAAAUGGUUUUCGCAGCGCCAACAGUGGAUUCUCCCCCGCCCCCGGAUCCUACCAGGAGCAGCUCCUUUUCAUAUCCAACGAGAACAGCAACAACAACAACAAACAGACUGCCAUUGCAGGCAACUCGCCAUACGGAUCACCAUUUGGAAGCAGUUCACAGUUUGCAAAACCGAAUCGGCAGUCGGACUAUUACGAUAUCUCGCCACGCCCCUUUGGUGUGCCCGUCGGUGGAGGUGGCGCAACGUCCGCAACGCCAUCGAAUGGAUUUACACGCUCCAAGGCGAUACGCAAUGGAGGCGGCAGCGGAGUCAGCAGCGGAGCCAGCUUAGGGAACAGUCUUAACGGUUUCCAACCGCAGACGCAGCGCGUCAAUGUUCCCCAUCAGCAGACGCAGUUUCUGGCCCACUUCAAUGAGCCAACAACGAGCGAAAAACGUUUGGCGGCAAGCAGUGCAGCCGUGCGUCCCUUUGGCAACGGCGGCUUCUCGCCCAGCUCGACGCGCACUCGCACUCAAGCGCCUCCAGCGGACGAUGCCACGCACCAAGCAGUUGCAGCUGCGACGCCCUAUCGCUUACGCAGUCGCUAUCAGCCUUCGACUAGCACUGCUUCCUCAACGACAUCGACAACGACUGGAAGCAGUGCGGAGCAAGCAGGAAGCAGCAAGAGGUACAAUCGCUUUGGCAGCAAUCGAGCAGCUGCAAAGACAACAAGCAGUACAACAAGCAGUACAACAAGCAGCUCAACCACGCCAAAUGCGUCCUCAGAACGUCCCAGCUUUGGUCGCAAGGCGCCGAAUCCGCGUCGUCCCGUGUUCAUCAGUCGCGAGAUCAACGAGCCCGUGAGUGUGGUCAGCAAGCGACCCUUCAACUACAACAGCGCCAACGCCAGGCUUAAGCUGCCCAGACCCACGUCCAGCACAACAAGCACCACUGAGAGCCUGGAUGAGGGGGAGAGUGGAGAGGUAGAGUACGAGCAGGAACAGGAGUUGCCGGAGAAGGACCAGGAUCAGCAGCUGACCCAUGAAGUGCCCUCAAGCCUAGAGAAACUGCCAUUGCAGGAGGAAACAAUUACACCCAUCACAAUAGCCAAGACGGAGGGAACAAACAGCCAGGAGCACACCGCUGAGGCACUGGACACGGUGACCAGCAACGAGGAUGAUCUCGACAAGUCCACCAGCACCACGAGCACAGAGGAAUCCCAGACAGACUACUCGGAAACCAGUGACGUCUCAGAGGAGACAACUCUCCCAAAUGUCGCCCAUGAGUACGAGUAUGUGGAGGAGGAGGAGAAGGAGAGGGAGAAGGCAACCACCGCGCUACCCAGACAGAGUGAGUCGACGGAGGAUCACCAAACGGAACUCGAAGCAGAGACAACCGAAUCCGCAGGAGAAACCACAACUCAGGCCACAACAGCGAAACAACAGGCACCCGAAACCCAAAAGGAGAUCAAGACAACGUCUAGGCAGGAGGAAGAGUCCGAGUACGACGAUGAAGAGGGUGAGGAAGGUGACGAGGAGUACGACUACGACGAGGAAGAGGAGGCAGAGGGAGAGCAGGAGGAAGGCGGCGAGGAGCAACACAGUGAUGCCACAACCGAGUCGGAUAACGAGUCCACUUCGAGUCGAGAGCACAGGAUUGAGGACGGACGAGAGAUCAUCUCAGUGGUGACCACGAAGAGCGUAGUCAAUGGUUCCACGGCGUAUCCGGCUCCUCCUGUAACGCCCAGCAGCCUGGGCACGACUCUAGCCGACAGUCAACCAGCUCCACAGCCGGAGGAGGAGCACACAGAGUCCGCCAAGGUGGAGACUGUGGAGACAACGACGCCACUGCCCAUCGAGAAUGUGACCGAGAGCUAUGUGGUUGUGGCGUCCAUUCAGACAAGCAGAAGCAUCAAUGGAGCCCGCUUUCUGCCCUUCCCCGCCAUCGAGCAGGAGGAGACGAAGCAGACGCUGUCGGAGCUGGAGCGGAAGGUGCACUCCAAGCAGCAGCAGAAGCUCAACGAUCUGAACGAGAGCAGCGAGGAGCCCAGCACAACGACCAUAUCCCUGCCAGCACAGGGCGUCUCCACGGAGAGCAUCAUCGAUAAGCUGGAUCGCGUGCAGUCCGAGUUGUCCAACGGAGUGCUCUCCGGCAAGUAUCCCAUCGUCAGCCAGAUGGAUGCCUCCACGCCCGCCUCGACCAUGUCCACGGGCGCUGGCUCCAGAUUCGUGCCGAACAUACGCAAGUUCCAGCCCCGCACCACAGCUGCUCCCAGCACCACGAGCAGCGGAUCCAAGCUGAAGGUGCAGCACUUUGACGAAGCCGAAAUGGACGAGCUGGCCAGUCUGCUGCCUGUGGGAUUCAAGCCCAAAUCCAGCUAUAAGAACCGCAAGAUCACCACAACAACAACGUCGACAACGACGGAGGCACCAGGCGAGGAUCAGAGCAGGAAACCAGCUAGGAACUCCACCAUUAGUCGCUCCUUCAAGAACGGCGCGGUUGCCGUGCAGGAUGUCGCCUUGGCAGGACUCCUGCCCAAGGGCUACAAACCCCCCAGGACCACAACGACGACCACGUCCACGUCCACGACUACAACACAGAGUCCGGCUCUGGAGAGUCUCUUCAGCAAGUUCGACGACAGCCUGGCCGCUCUGCUGCCCAAGGACUACAAGCUGAACUCGACGACGUCGAAGCCAGCCAUCUCCCUGGUCGAUGACAUAUCCCAGUUCCUGCCUCCGGGCUUCAGUUCCUCGACGAAAGUGACCACGACAUCGACAUCGACUACACAGCGAUCUCCCGCCGUCGCCGUUCCCUUCGAUGAUCUGAGCAGCUUCCUGCCGCCUGGCUAUAAGCCGCCCAAGGAGCAAGUGGAGCCAAAGCUGCCCACUGGGAUUACUCCUCUUAAGGUGGAUGAUUUGAGCAGUUUCCUGCCUCCUGGCUUCAAGUUGAACGACACCCUCAAGCCUAUUCCCGCCGAGGAUGAUGAUCUGCUCGCCUCGUUGCUGCCCCCCGGCUACAAGUCCAAGACGGCGCUGCAUCCGGCCUCAACCAGCACCACGAGCAAGCCCAAGACAACAGCUACUACUCCGGCUGUCAGCUCGACGGAGCCAACUGGCGGCUUGAAGGUCGUCUUUCCCAAGGGAUUCCACAAGCGCUUAGGCUCCCAUCGUCUGACCACGCCACACACUCCACUGGACGGAGCCGACGAUGCGCCCUCCGCCUCCUCGUCGCCCUCUCUGGUCAUCAGGAAGGGUCCGCCGAUGCGUGCAACCACCGAGUUUACGGGUUGGCCCACUCCCCCCACGACUCCACUGUCGAUUGACAAGCUCAAUGCCCAGACGAUCAACUUUGAGGAUCUCCUGACAGCGGCGGGCAGCAGCAGCACAACAACAACAACCAGCAGCAGUACAACCACCACGACCACCACCACACCACGACCCACCAAGCCAGGACACUGCACCGCCGACUGUGAUCUGGAGGCGACCAUCAGGAUAAUCGAGGGCGUGGCCUGGAAGCCAGAGCUGCUCGAUCACAACACCGUCGAGUGGAAGAAUCUCGCACACGAACUGGAAGCGCAGCUCAAUGAGGUCUACUCCAAUGCCGCCCAACUGAGCAAAUGGUACAAGAAGGUGCGCAUCGAUAGCUUCAGCAAGGGAAGCGUCCUGGUUGACUAUUACGUGGAGCUGGCCAACAUCACUGAAGAUGUGGACACGCUGGAGAUCAAGCAGCUGUUCCACGACGCCCUCAGCAAACCCAUGAUGUCCGUGCUGCCCGACAAGGACGCCCAGGAGAAUGAGACGGACAGCGUGUCCAGUCCGCAGGAGGAGCAGCUGGUCAAGGCCAGCUAUCAGAUGGGCAAGUUCACCAUCGAUCCUGUGGCCACCGAGUUCAGUGUCAUUGCCAAGAAUCAGCACACGAAUCCGGAGAGCACUGAGGAUGAUCUGCCCAUUCCACAGUGGGCCAUUGUCGUCAUUGUCAUUGGCGUCGGCUCCCUGGUCUUUGUCAUCAUCUUUGGGGUCACUGUGCUGCUGAAUCGCCAGAAACGCGCCAAGAAGACGCCCAUUCCUCUCACCAAUGACAUGCUGAACGAACUCAAGGUCAAUCACAUGGGAGGUGCUGACAAUUACGGAGUGGACGACUUCUACAACAUUGAUGAUCCCUGGAACGACACCAAGCAGCCCAUCAAGCCAAAGCGCUUCACAAAUUCAAUGCACGGCAGCAACAGCUCCAACAUCUACGACAGCUGGAGAUCCACUCGUCACGCUCAGAACAGUGGUGACUAUUUCUAUGACCAACAGCCGGCCUACUCGCAGAAGGGCGACUCCCUGAAGCGGCCACAUCUCGGCCAUCAACAUCAUCAUCAGCAGCAUCAGCAUCAGCCUUAUCCCGGCGGCCAUCAGCAGCAGCAGCAGGGAUAUGGCCAUGGCCAUCAAUAUCCCGAUGCCUUCGCCGAUGCCCACCAGAUGUACAGCUACAACAAUCAUGCGAGUCGGACGCGUUAUGCGAGGGACUACGACCCGGACUUCUAGUCCGUCCAACAGACUAACAACGCUCUAGCUUUAGGAACUGCCAACCGAUUAAGUGUUGCGAAAGUUUAUACGUAUCAGUUAAUUACACUGCUGCUCAGUAACAUAUAACAUAAUAUAUAUGUAUACAUACUUGAAUGCUUAUAUUCCAGUAUGUACAAGUGUACAAUUAUAAGACAGGUAUAAAAACUAUUUAUGCAAGCAUACUCUUACUUUUAUUCCCAGCUAUCUUCUUCCAUAUCUUUGUUCUUUACUAAAUCUAUUCAAAUGAUUAUUCUACGUAUGUAUUGUAUGUAUAUGGAAAUUGGGAGCAUCCAUUUUGGGCUCUCGGAAAGUAAAUAGUCAUGCACUUUUAGUUAAUACUAGUUUGUAAUUACAUUUUAGACAUUUUGAAUAAUUUAAUUAAUGGCGGCUUAAAACCACACUACUUACCAAUGUCUAUAUCUAGACAAUGAAUAAAACAGUAAUAAAAUUUAAAAAAUA